AUUUACCCCGCCCAUCCCCUUUUACCCCGUUUGAUGGUAUUGCCCACAGACAAUGUGGCGCAGAUCGGCUCCUCCUACUGAAAUUAUAUAAAACUUUAAUCCUCAGCCGCCUAGACUAUGCAGCCCCGCUCUUUGCUGGUGCUGCCCAAACACUACUUAAAAAACUUGAUAUAAUCCAGAACCACUGUCUCAGAAUUACCUUGGGAAGUAAAAAAACCACUCCAGUUUGCUCACUCGAGGUGGAAGCUAAUAUCCCUCCCCUCUCAAUCCAUCAUCAAGAACUACUGUGUCGAUACUACCACAGACUUACCACACUUCCAAUGUCCUCCAUCAUUAGUGAUCUCUUCUGCGCUGAAAGAAAUGAUCCAUAUCCACCACCAUCUGCCUCAUUACUGCCUUCCCUGACUGCUCUGUCUCGUGCAAUCAUUACUCAACAUAAUCUCCUUCCCAUGCUAUUGAGACACUCUUUACUGUCGCCACUUCCUGCUUGGUUCAAUAUCCAUAAACACAUCCUAACAACCUUUUCAUCAACUCCUGUAACAGGCCUCACAUCCAACAUGGCCUCACAAAUCUUCCAAGACCUUCUGCAGACCCAGUUUACAAACUUUACCACAGCCUACACUGAUUGUUCUCGCAUUACAGAACCUUCAACUUCUGCAUCAUCAGCUAUGGUGGUCCCAUCCAAAGGAGUUCUCCUCAAUUGGAAACUCCGUCCAGAGGUGUCUGUCCUUGAAGCAGAACUAUUUGCCAUCCAUGAAGCGCUUGAGUGGGCUCAAAAUAACCUUGAAAGUAAUGAGAAGUUUGUCGUAUUUACAGACUCCCUUAGCUCACUGUACCUAAUUGCUGAUAGAAAACCUCAUUCUUAUAUACAUCUUAUUUUUCAGAUCCAAGAAAAGCUUAUGGCGCUGGCAUCCCCACAUGACCUCAAACUACAGUUCAUUCCAGGUCAUCGAGGCAUUGCUGGGAACGAGGAAGCAGACCAUGCAGCAUCACUCGCCCACUCCCUUCGGUACCGUACAAUCACUCCUAGGUCAAAGGAAGAGACAGUAAGAAAUAUCCAGCUUGUUUUUAUUGAGUACUGGCAGCAGGAAUGGGUUAAUAUCACUGAAGCUUCAGGAAAGGGCCUUUUCCUCUGCCAAAUUAAAGAUAUAGUAGGCUAUUGGCCUUGGGCACUUAACCAAAAUAGACUUGUGGAAACAGCACUUGCUAGACUUUGGAUGGGUCAUGCUGGAGUGAGAGUACACUUGGCUAGGUUCAGAAUUGUUGAUAACCCUAUGUGCAACUGUGGCCAGUGUGUAGAAAUAAUAGAUCACUUGCUGCUCCACUGCCAUCUGCAUGCUCAGGCCCGAAGUCCGAACUAAUCUAUCUAGCACACUAACCUUCCUGAACGUUGAUCAAUCUGUAAAGAACUUGCUAGGAGGAGGCCUUUUCCCACCUGGAACACAGGUGAAGAUAAUUAAAGCCACCACUGAUUACCUUAUAGAAAUUAAUGCCCUGAAGCAAAUAUAGUCUAAAUAAAUGGAACCUAGUAUAUAUUGACCUAUCUUAAUGAUAGUCAGAUAUAAUAUUGUACUUCUGCCUUGAAUCUCUAACAAUUUGAGUAUACUAACUACAAAUAACACUCUGUGGAACUAACUUUAUAUUAUACCUUCAGCAAACGCACCUGUGUUUCAUCCAUGAGUUUCAAGUAGAGGUUUCUCUGAGCAGAUCAAUUGAAUACUGUAAUGACUGCCUGUGUGAAGGGUGCCUCUAUUUGUCUCCGCCAGAUAAACAAAUAUCCCCUUGCCUCCUUCUGAGCCCUGCCCAUAAGAGAUCCGUCUUGUUUGCACAUUUGCAUUAAACAUUAUUUUGUGAUAGUCAUUUUUGGCUGAAAGAGGCUCCAGGUUGAGCCGCCCAGGCUGGACCCUAGACCUGGACCAGGCUGGACCUAGAGUCUGGGUUCUCAUAUGUGGCACAAGUUGCUGGGACUGCUGCACUGACUAAAUCCUUGUGCAAACGUGGGAUAUUGGGACUUCUGUAACAACCAAAUCCCCCUGCAGACGUGGAGCUACAUGGAUGCGUCUCCAAAGCUCCAAUAAGCAUCAAACAAGAAGAGUCUUCAGCGGGCGCUGAUAAUUGAUAGUACGCCAUCAACAAAGUCAAUGACUCAACAACAGCUAUCACCUACUGUGACUUAGUACCUACCAGUACCUCUAUUGCAUAUCAAAGAGACAUGAGCUUGGGAAACCUUAGAGACUUGAAGUGAACAUGAAUUCAACGUUCAAGAAACUCAAAAGUGAAAUGGAAAAACAUGAAAUUCAAUUAGUGAAUGUAAUAAUUGAAAGAGUUCUGCUUAUACAAGACUUGCUGAAAGAGGUCACUAAAACUGAAUAUAAGAAUGUUAGCUCGAUUGAAGCCAAAGAAUUCAUAGCACCACACAUAAUUGACCUGCAAGAUAAACAUUGGCAUGAUUUUGAAGUAUUGUCAAGGAAACAAAUCUAUGGCUUGAAUCAAAAUAUUAUCAAGAUGAAGCGUGCUCGAAGCAGUAAUGCACUGGAUGUUGAACUGCUCCGUCUCAUGGCUAGAGCUUCACUUGAUGGUUCUAAUCUUCUAAAGGGUCUGCUCAAAUUUCCUGCCAAGCUCCAGAAAAGACUUGGAGGUCCUGCAGAUGUUGCUGGCAAAAUUAUCAGCACAAAUAUCUGCUUGAUCUCAAUAUUGCAGCAAAUGGGCUUCUCAGCUGCCAUCAAGAAUUCUCCUUAUGAGGGGAAUGCUGGAGUGUCAACAACGGAGAGUCUGGGUGAAGAGGUUGAUAGCUCUGUGAUGGAAGAGCUUCAGGAAAGAGGCUCUGCUUUCAAACAUCUGGCCAGGCUCGCAAAACAAAGGCUUGGCAAUGCUAAAAGGAACGUGCGGCCUGCCGUGAAGAGCUUCCUGCUGCCGAGAGAUCGUCGGAUGUACCUCCUAGAGGACUCUCUGUCGCACCUUUUGGCGCCUCCCAAGAAACGUCCUGCUCCACGUCGACGCCACCGAUCUCGUGGAACGCGUACGCGACGUGCCCCAAGGCAGCACUUGGGCGACGAGACCCGAGGGCGGCACUUGGGCGACGAGACCCGAGGGCGGCACGUGGGCGACGAGACCCGAGGGCGGCACGUGGGCGACGAGACUCGAGGGCGGCACGUGGGCGACGAGACCCGAGGGCGGCACGUGGGCGAUGAGACCCGAGGGCGGCACGUGGGCGACGAGACCCGAGGGCGGCACGUGUGGGACGAGACCCGAGGGCGGCACUUGGGCGAUGAGACUCGAGGGCGGCACGUGUGGGACGAGACCCGAGGGCGGCACGUGGGGGACGAGACUCGAGGGCGGCACGUGGGCGACGAGACCCGAGGGCGGCACGUGGGCGACGAGACACAACGCCAACAACUCUGGCAGCAGCUCCUUCCUCUGAUAAUUAAUCAGGAAUCGCUCAUUCUAGGAGCUGAAGGGGAUCUCGACUGCGCCCAAACAUUACGGCAACUCGAUGACAUUUCUGAGAGGUUGGAUGAUUUAAUUCUGCGGAGUGACUACAAUGCGUCCUUGGUCGCCGAGUGCAGACGUCUUGACACAACAGAAGAGAAUGAUGACUUUGACCUCGAGGCCACCAUUCAAAAAGCUAAGCAAAUAUUAAGAAAAAUUACAAACCCCUCAUCAGAGAAUGUGGAACUGGCAAGUAAACGCAACGGGAAUAAUGCGAGUAACGCUUUAGAAAACCAUAGCGAAGAGGAAUUUUCUGUUGACCAACAAAACGAAGACGAACGCUUCACUGACAGCAGGAAGAGGCGAGAGGCUUUCUGGGCCUCCUUAGCGCAAGAAGGCUACGUGGGCUCUGGAAACUAAUACUUAUUCGUG
This is a messenger RNA of Hyalella azteca, 3861 nucleotides long. RefSeq lists its product as uncharacterized. Bases 2248 to 3849 code for a protein of 533 amino acids. The record is from RefSeq and is a predicted model, not a curated record. Lineage: Eukaryota; Metazoa; Arthropoda; Malacostraca; Amphipoda; Hyalellidae. The transcript has 9 exons.